GGGGUGGGGGCGGGCCCAGGCUUCUCCAGCUGACAGUGUCCGCCUGUCCUUUUGUCCCCGUCCAGUUUGAGGAGCGGCUGGAGUGUGGGCUGCUGGUAGGCAGCCUGCUGGUCCUGGGCCCUCGGAGGGAGGUGAGACCCGACAGCCCCUGCCUCCCAGCCUGCGUGCUGCCCAGAGCCCCCAUAGAGAGAGGUCCCCGCCGCCACCCUCAUGGAUCAGCCACAGUUCAGCGGGGCACCCCGCUUUCUCACCCGGCCCAAGGCCUUCGUGGUGUCGGUGGGCAAGGACGCCACCCUCAGCUGCCAGAUCGUGGGUAAUCCCACGCCACAGGUGAGCUGGGAGAAGGACCAGCAGCCGGUGGCGGCCGGCGCGCGCUUCCGUCUGGCCCAGGACGGCGACCUCUACCGCCUCACUAUCCUGGACCUGGCGCUGGGCGACAGUGGACAAUACGUGUGCCGCGCGCGCAAUGCCAUAGGCGAGGCCUUCGCUGCCGUGGGCCUGCAGGUGGACGCGGAGGCCGCGUGCGCCGAGCAGGCGCCGCACUUCCUGCUGCGGCCCACGUCCAUCCGCGUGCGCGAGGGCUCAGAGGCCACCUUCCGCUGCCGCGUGGGUGGCUCCCCGAGGCCGGCAGUGAGCUGGUCCAAGGACGGGCGGCGCCUGGGUGAGCCCGACGGCCCCCGCGUGCGCGUGGAGGAGCUCGGCGAGGCGAGUGCGCUGCGCAUUCGGGCGGCGCGGCCGCGCGACGGCGGCACUUACGAGGUCCGCGCCGAGAACCCGCUGGGCGCUGCCAGCGCCGCCGCGGCGCUAGUGGUGGACUCGGACGCCGCGGACACGGCCAGCCGGCCCGGGACCUCCACGGCCGCGCUCCUGGCGCACCUGCAGCGGCGGCGCGAGGCUAUGCGCGCCGAGGGCGCCCCCGCCUCACCGCCCAGCACCGGCACGCGCACCUGCACGGUGACUGAAGGCAAGCACGCGCGCCUCAGCUGCUACGUGACCGGCGAGCCCAAGCCCGAGACGGUGUGGAAGAAGGACGGCCAGCUGGUGACCGAGGGCCGGCGCCACGUGGUGUACGAGGACGCGCAGGAGAACUUCGUGCUCAAGAUCCUCUUCUGCAAGCAGUCGGACCGCGGCCUCUACACCUGCACAGCGUCCAACCUCGUGGGCCAGACCUACAGCUCUGUGCUGGUCAUAGUGCGCGAGCCCGCGGUUCCCUUCAAAAAGCGGCUGCAAGAUCUGGAGGUGCGGGAGAAGGAGUCGGCCACGUUCCUGUGCGAGGUGCCCCAGCCGUCCACUGAGGCCGCGUGGUUCAAGGAGGAGACGCGGUUGUGGGCGAGCGCCAAGUACGGCAUCGAGGAGGAGGGCACCGAGCGCCGCCUGACCGUGCGCAAUGUCUCGGCCGACGACGACGCGGUGUACAUCUGCGAGACGCCAGAGGGCAGCCGCACGGUGGCGGAGCUCGCAGUCCAAGGAAACCUCCUCCGAAAGCUCCCUCGGAAGACGGCGGUGCGCGUGGGCGACACGGCUAUGUUUUGCGUGGAGCUGGCGGUCCCGGUGGGCCCCGUCCACUGGCUGCGGAACCAGGAGGAAGUGGUGGCCGGGGGCCGCGUGGCCAUCUCCGCGGAGGGCACGCGCCACACACUGACCAUCUCCCAGUGCUGCCUGGAGGAUGUGGGCCAGGUGGCCUUUAUGGCUGGCGACUGCCGGACGUCCACCCAGUUCUGCGUGUCGGCCCUCAGGAAGCCUCCCCUGCAACCCCCUGUGGAUCCUGUGGUAAAGGCCAGGACGGAGAGUUCCGUGAUUCUCAGCUGGUCCCCGCCACCCCAUGGGGAACGCCCUGUCACUAUCGACGGCUACCUGGUAGAGAAGAAGAAGCUUGGCACCUACACCUGGAUCAGGUGCCACGAGGCUGAAUGGGUGGCUACACCUGAGCUGACCGUGGCUGAUGUGGUGGAGGAGGGGAACUUCCAGUUCCGAGUGUCAGCUCUCAACAGCUUUGGUCAGAGUCCCUACCUCGAGUUCCCGGGGACUGUCCACCUGGCCCCCAAGCUGGCCGUGAGGACACCGCUGAAGGCGGUGCAGGCGGUAGAGGGUGGCGAGGUCACUUUCUCCGUGGACCUCACGGUGGCCUCAGCGGGUGAGUGGUUCCUGGAUGGGCAGGCCCUGAAGGCCAGCAGUGUGUAUGAGAUCCACUGUGAUCGCACCCGGCACACGCUCACCAUCCGGGAGGUGCCCGCCAGCCUGCACGGGGUGCAGCUGAAGUUUGUGGCCAACGGCAUUGAGAGCAGCAUCCGGAUGGAGGUCCAGGCGGCCCCAGAGCUGACUGCCAACAAGCCGCCAGCCGCAGCUGCCCGGGAGGUGCUGGCUCGGCUGCACGAGGAGGCGCAGCUGCUGGCUGAGCUGUCAGAUCAGGCUGCGGCUGUGACGUGGCUGAAGGAUGGUCGCACACUGUCCCCAGGCCCCAAGUAUGAGGUGCAGGCAUCGGCCGGGCGGCGGGUGCUCCUUGUGCGAGAUGUGGCCCGGGACGAUGCAGGCCUCUACGAGUGCGUCAGCCACGGGGGCCGCAUCGCCUACCAGCUGUCCGUGCAAGGCCUCGCGUGCUUUCUGCAUAAGGACGUGGCGGGCAGCUGUGUGGAUGCCGUGGCUGGGGGCCCGGCGCAGUUUGAGUGUGAGACCUCCGAAGCCCACGUCCACGUGCACUGGUACAAGGAUGGCAUGGAGCUGGGCCACUCCGGUGAGCGCUUCUUGCAGGAGGAUGUGGGGACGCGGCACCGGCUGGUGGCAGCCACAGUCACCAGGCAGGAUGAGGGCACCUACUCCUGCCGUGUGGGCGAGGACUCUGUGGACUUCCGGCUCCGCGUCUCUGAGCCCAAGGCGGUGUUUGCCAAGGAGCAGCCGGCGCGCAGGGAGGUGCAGGCUGAGGCGGGGGCCAGCGCCACGCUGAGCUGUGAGGUGGCCCAGGACCAGAUGGAGGUGACGUGGUACAAGGACGGGAAGAAGUUGAGCUCCAGCUCGAAAGUGCACGUGGAGGCUGUGGGCUGUAUGCGGAGGCUGGUGGUGCAGCAGGCGGGCCAGGCAGACUCCGGAGAGUACAGCUGUGAGGCCAGGGGACAGAGGGUCUCCUUCCGCCUGGACGUUGCAGAGCCCAAGGUGGUGUUUGCUAAGGAGCAGCUGGCGUGCAGGAAGCUGCAGGCAGAGGCAGGAGCCAGUGCCACACUGAGCUGCGAGGUGGCCCAGGCCCAGACGGAGGUGACGUGGUACAAGGAUGGGAAGAAGCUGAGCUCCAGCUCGAAAGUGUGCAUGGAGGCCACAGGCUGCACGCGCAGGCUGGUUGUGCAGCAGGCAGGCCAGGCGGAUGCCGGGGAGUAUAGCUGCGAGGCUGGGGGCCAGCGGCUCUCCUUCCAUCUGGACGUCAAAGAGCCCAAGGUGGUGUUUGCCAAGGACCAGGUGGCACACAGUGAGGUGCAGGCUGAGGCAGGGGCCAGUGCCACGCUGAGCUGCGAGGUGGCCCAGGCCCAGACGGAGGUGAUGUGGUACAAAGAUGGGAAGAAGCUGAGCUCCAGCUUGAAAGUGCAUGUGGAGGCCAAGGGCUGCAGACGGAGGCUGGUGGUGCAGCAGACAGGCAAGACGGAUGCCGGGGACUACAGCUGCGAGGCCAGGGGCCAGAGGGUCUCCUUCCGCCUGCACAUCACAGAGCCCAAGGGGGUGUUUGCGAAGGAGCAGUCAGUGCAUAAUGAGGUGCAGGCUGAGGGGGGGACCACUGCCAUGCUGAGCUGUGAGGUGGCCCAGCCCCAGACGGAGGUGACGUGGUACAAGGACGGGAAGAAGCUGAGCUCCAGCUCAAAAGUACGCAUGGAGGUCAAGGGCUGCACACGGAGGCUGGUAGUGCAGCAGGUGGGCAAAGCAGAUGCUGGGGAGUACAGCUGCGAGGCUGUGGGCCAGAGAGUCUCCUUUCAACUGCACAUCACAGAGCCCAAGGCAGUGUUUGCCAAGGAGCAAUUGGUGCAUAAUGAGGUGCGGACUGAAGCAGGGGCCAGCGCCACACUGAGCUGUGAGGUGGCCCAGGCCCAGACAGAGGUGAUGUGGUACAAGGAUGGGAAGAAGCUGAGCUCCAGUUCGAAAGUGCGCGUAGAGGCCGCAGGCUGCAUGCGGCAGCUGGUGGUGCAGCAGGCAGGCCAGGCAGAUGCUGGGGAGUACACCUGUGAGGCCAGGGGCCAGCGGCUCUCCUUCCACCUGGAUGUUUCAGAGCCCAAGGCGGUGUUUGCAAAGGAGCAGCUGGCGCACAGGAAGGUGCAGGCCGAGGCGGGGGCCAUUGCCACGCUAAGCUGCGAGGUGGCCCAGGCGCAGACAGAGGUGACGUGGUACAAGGACGGGAAGAAGCUGAGCUCCAGCUCGAAAGUUCGAAUGGAGGCUGUGGGCUGCACACGGAGGCUGGUGGUGCAGCAGGCGUGCCAGGCGGACACCGGGGAGUAUAGCUGCGAGGCCGGGGGCCAGCGGCUCUCCUUCAGCCUCGACGUGGCAGAGCCCAAGGCGGUGUUUGCCAAGGAGCAGCCGGUGCACAGGGAGGUGCAGGCCCAGGUGGGGGCCAGCGCCACACUCAGCUGCGAGGUGGCUCAGGCCCAGACAGAGGUGAUGUGGUACAAGGACGGGAAGAAGCUGAGCUCCAGCUCGAAAGUGCGCGUGGAGGCUGUGGGCUGCACACGGAGGCUGGUGGUGCAGCAGGCGGGCCAGGCGGACGCCGGGGAGUACAGCUGCGAGGUGGGGAGCCAGCGGCUCUCCUUCCACCUGCACGUGGCAGAGCCCAAGGCAGUGUUUGCUAAGGAGCAGCCGGCACACAGGGAGGUGCAGGCUGAAGCAGGGGCUAGCGCCACACUGAGCUGUGAGGUGGCCCAGGCCCAGACAGAGGUGACUUGGUACAAGGACGGGAAGAAGCUGAGCUCCAGCUCGAAAGUGCAUGUGGAGGCUGCAUGCUGUACACGGAGGCUGGUGGUGCAGCAGGCAGGCCAGGCAGACGCCGGAGAGUAUAGCUGUGAGGCUGGGGGCCAGCAGCUCUCCUUCCGCCUGCACGUGGCAGAGCCCAAGGCGGUGUUUGCCAAGGAGCAGCCAGCGAGCAGGGAGGUGCAGGCCGAGGCGGGGACCAGUGCCACGCUGAGCUGCGAGGUGGCCCAGGCCCAGACAGAGGUGACGUGGUACAAGGACGGGAAGAAACUGAGCUCCAGCUCGAAAGUGCGAAUGGAGGCCGUGGGCUGCACACGGAGGCUGGUGGUGCAGGAGGCAGGCCAGGCGGACGCCGGGGAGUACAGCUGCGAGGCCGGGGAUCAGCGGCUGUCCUUCCACCUGCACGUGGCAGAGCCCAAGGUGGUGUUUGCCAAGGAGCAGCCAGCGCACAGGGAGCUGCAGGCCGAGGCGGGGGCCAGUGCCACGCUGAGCUGCGAGGUGGCCCAGGCCCAGACAGAGGUGACGUGGUACAAGGACGGGAAGAAGCUGAACUCCAGCUCGAAAGUGCGCGUGGAGGCCGUGGGCUGCACACGGAGGCUGGUGGUGCAGCAGGCGGGCCAGGCAGAGGCUGGGGAGUACAGCUGCGAGGCAGGGGGUCAGCAGCUCUCCUUCCGCCUGCAGGUGGCAGAGCCCAAGGCGGUGUUUGCCGAGGAUCAGCCGGCGCACAGGGAGGUGCAGGCUGAGGCAGGGACCAGCACCACGCUGAGCUGCGAGGUGGCCCAAGCCCAGACGGAGGUUAUGUGGUACAAGGACGGGAAGAAGCUGAGCUCCAGCUCGAAAAUGCGUGUGGAGGCCGUGGGCUGCACACGGAGGCUGGUGGUGCAGGAGACAGGCCAGGCGGAUGCCGGGGAGUACAGCUGCGAGGCUGGGGGCCAGCGGCUCUCCUUCCACCUGCAUGUGGCUGAGCCCAAGGUGGUGUUUGCCAAGGAGCAGCCGGCAUGCAGGGAGGUGCAGGCGGAGGCGGGGGCCAGUGCCACGCUGAGCUGUGAGGUGGCCCAGGGCCAGAUGGAGGUGACAUGGUACAAGGACAGGAAGAAGCUGAGCUCCAGCUCGAAAGUGCGCAUGGAGGCCAACGGCUGCACACGGAGGCUGGUAGUGCAGCAGGCGGGCCAGGCGGAUGCUGGGGAGUACAGCUGUGAGGCGGGGGGCCAACAGCUGUCCUUCCGUCUGCACGUGGCAGAGCCGGAGCCCCAAAUUUCAGAGAGACCCUGCCGCAGGGAGCCUCUGGUGGUCAAGGAGCAUGAAGACAUCAUCCUGACCGCCACACUGGCCACACCCUCUGCGGCCACGGUGACCUGGCUCAAGGAUGGUGUGGAGAUUCGCCGCAGCAAGCGGCAUGAGACAGCCAGCCAGGGGGACACCCACACCCUGACCGUGCAUGGCGCCCAGGUUCUGGACAGCGCCAUCUACAGCUGCCGUGUGGGCGCAGAGGGGCAGGACUUCCCAGUGCAGGUGGAAGGUGAGCCGGGCAUGGGGCGUGGGGCAGGGACUCCUCCAGACACCUCUGUCCCAGAGCUGGACAGGGGUGAAGCUGGGGCUCAAGUCUGGUCUGUUAAGAGCCCGGCUGAUGUCCCCUUUGUGCCCACAGAGGUGGCCGCCAAGUUCUGCCGGCUGCUGGAGCCUGUGUGCGGCGAGCUGGGUGGCACGGUGACACUGGCCUGCGAGCUAAGCCCAGCGUGUGCAGAGGUGGUGUGGCGCUGCGGCAACACGCAGCUUCGGGUGGGCAAGCGCUUCCAGAUGGUGGCCGAGGGGCCCGUGCGCUCACUCACUGUGUCGGGGCUGCGCACAGAGGACGCAGGGGAGUACGUGUGUGAGAGCCGUGAUGACCACACCAGUGCGCAGCUCACCGUCAGUGUGCCCCGAGUGGUGAAGUUUAUGUCUGGGCUGAGCACCGUGGUCGCAGAGGAGGGCGGCGAGGCCACCUUCCAGUGUGUGGUGUCCCCCAGUGAUGUGGCAGUCGUGUGGUUCCGGGACGGUGCCCUGCUUCAGCCCAGCGAGAAGUUUGCCAUAUCACAGAGUGGCGCCAGCCACAGCCUGACCAUCUCAGACCUGGUGCUGGAGGACGCGGGCCAGAUCACCGUGGAGGCUGAGGGCGCCUCAUCCUCUGCUGCCCUGAGGGUCCGAGAGGCGCCUGUGCUGUUCAAAAAGAAGCUGGAGCCGCAGACGGUGGAGGAGCGGAGCUCGGUGACCCUGGAGGUGGAGCUGACGCGGCCGUGGCCGGAGCUGAGGUGGACACGGAACGCGACGGCCCUGGCGCCGGGAAAGAACGUGGAGAUCCACGCCGAGGGCGCCCGCCACCGCCUGGUUCUGCACAACGUAGGUUUUGCCGACCGUGGCUUCUUUGGCUGCGAGACGCCGGAUGACAAGACACAGGCCAAACUCACCGUGGAGAUGCGCCAGGUACGGCUUGUACGGGGCCUGCAGGCAGUGGAGGCACGGGAGCAGGGCACGGCUACCAUGGAGGUGCAGCUGUCGCAUGCGGACGUGGAGGGCAGCUGGACUCGUGACGGUCUGCGGCUCCAGCAGGGGCCCACGUGCCACCUGGCUGUGCGGGGCCCCAUACACACCCUCACACUCUCGGGGCUGCGGCCAGAGGACAGUGGCCUUAUGGUCUUCAAGGCCGAAGGAGUGCACACGUCGGCGCGGCUCGUGGUCACCGAGCUGCCCGUGAGCUUCAGCCGCCCGCUGCAGGACGUGGUGACCACUGAGAAGGAGAAGGUUACCCUGGAGUGCGAGCUGUCGCGUCCUAAUGUGGAUGUGCACUGGCUGAAGGACGGUGUGGAGCUGCGGGCAGGCAAGACGAUGGCCAUUGCAGCCCAGGGCGCCUGCAGGAGCCUCACCAUUUACCGGUGCGAGUUCGCGGAUCAGGGAGUGUAUGUGUGUGAUGCCCAUGAUGCCCAGAGCUCUGCCUCCGUGAAGGUACAAGGCCGCAACAUCCAGAUCGUGAGGCCCCUGGAGGAUGUGGAAGUGAUGGAGAAGGACGGUGCCACCUUCUCCUGUGAGGUCUCCCACGACGAAGUGCCUGGCCAGUGGUUCUGGGAGGGCAGUAAACUGCGGCCCACUGACAACGUGCGCAUCCGCCAGGAAGGAAGGACAUACACUCUCAUCUACCGGAGAGUCCUGGCGGAAGAUGCAGGAGAGAUCCAAUUUGUAGCCGAAAAUGCAGAAUCGCGAGCCCAGCUCCGAGUGAAGGAGCUGCCAGUGACUCUCGUGCGCCCGCUGCGGGACAAGAUUGCCAUGGAGAAGCACCGCGGUGUGCUGGAGUGUCAGGUGUCCCGGGCCAGCGCCCAGGUGCGGUGGUUCAAGGGCAGUCAGGAGCUGCAGCCCGGGCCCAAGUACGAGCUGGUCAGUGAUGGCCUCUACCGCAAGCUGAUCAUCAGUGAUGUCCACGCAGAGGACGAGGACACCUACACCUGUGAUGCUGGUGAUGUCAAGACCAGUGCACAGUUCUUUGUGGAAGAGCAAUCCAUCACCAUUGUGCGGGGUCUGCAGGACGUGACAGUGAUGGAGCCCGCUCCUGCCUGGUUUGAGUGUGAGACCUCCAUCCCCUCAGUGCGGCCACCUAAGUGGCUCCUGGGGAAGACGGUGUUGCAGGCUGGGGGGAACGUGGGCCUGGAGCAGGAGGGCACGGUGCACCGGCUGAUGCUGCGGCGGACCUGCUCCACCAUGACCGGGCCCGUGCACUUCACCAUUGGCAAGUCUCGCUCCUCUGCCCGCCUGGUGGUCUCAGACAUCCCCGUAGUCCUCACACGGCCGUUGGAGCCCAAGACAGGGCGUGAGCUGCAGUCAGUGGUCCUGUCCUGCGACUUCCGGCCAGCCCCCAAGGCUGUGCAGUGGUACAAGGAUGACACGCCCCUGUCUCCCUCUGAGAAGUUUAAGAUGAGCCUGGAGGGUCAGAUGGCUGAGCUGCGCAUCCUCCGGCUCAUGCCUGCCGAUGCUGGUGUCUACCGGUGCCAGGCGGGCAGCGCCCACAGCAGCACUGAGGUCACUGUGGAAGCGCGGGAGGUGACAGUGACAGGGCCGCUGCAGGAUGCAGAGGCCACGGAGGAGGGCUGGGCCAGCUUCUCCUGUGAGCUGUCCCACGAGGAUGAGGAGGUUGAGUGGUCGCUCAACGGGAUGCCCCUGUACAACGACAGCUUCCAUGAGAUCUCGCACAAGGGCCGGCGCCACACGCUGGUACUGAAGAGCAUCCAGCGGGCUGAUGCGGGCAUAGUACGCGCCUCCUCCCUGAAGGUGUCGACCUCUGCCCGCCUGGAGGUCCGAGUGAAGCCGGUGGUGUUCCUGAAGGCGCUGGAUGACCUGUCCGCAGAGGAGCACGGCACCCUGGCCCUGCAGUGUGAAGUCUCUGACCCCGAGGCCCAUGUGGUGUGGCGCAAAGAUGGCGUGCAGCUGGGCCCCAGUGACAAGUAUGACUUCCUGCACACGGCGGGCACGCGGGGGCUCGUGGUGCAUGACGUGAGCCCUGAAGACGCUGGCCUGUACACCUGCCACGUGGGCUCCGAGGAGACCCAGGCCCGGGUCAGCGUGCACGAUCUGCACGUGGGCAUCACCAAGAGGCUGAAGACAAUGGAGGUGCUGGAAGGGGAGAGCUGCAGCUUUGAGUGCGUCCUGUCCCAUGAGAGUGCCAGCGACCCGGCCAUGUGGACAGUCGGUGGGAAGACAGUGGGCAGCUCCAGCCGCUUCCAGGCCACACGUCAGGGCCGAAAAUACAUCCUGGUGGUCCGGGAGGCUGCGCCAAGUGAUGCCGGGGAGGUGGUCUUCUCUGUGCGAGGCCUCACCUCCAAGGCCUCACUCAUUGUCAGAGAGAGGCCGGCCACCAUCAUCAAGCCCCUGGAAGACCAGUGGGUGGCGCCAGGGGAGGACGUGGAGCUGCGCUGUGAGCUGUCACGGGCGGGAACGCCUGUGCACUGGCUGAAGGACAGGAAGGCCAUCCGCAAGAGCCAGAAGUAUGAUGUGGUCUGCGAGGGCACGAUGGCCAUGCUGGUCAUCCGCGGGGCCUCGCUCAAGGACGCGGGCGAGUACACGUGUGAGGUGGAGGCUUCCAAGAGCACAGCCAGCAUCCGUGUGGAAGAAAAAGCAAACUGCUUCACAGAGGAGCUGACCAAUCUGCAGGUGGAGGAGAAAGGCACAGCUGUGUUCACGUGCAAGACGGAGCACCCCGCGGCCACAGUGACCUGGCGCAAGGGCCUCUUGGAGCUACGGGCCUCAGGGAAGCACCAGCCCAGCCAGGAGGGCCUGACCCUGCGGCUCACCAUCAGUGCCCUGGAGAAGGCAGACAGCGACACCUAUACCUGUGACAUUGGCCAGGCCCAGUCCCAGGCCCAGCUCGUAGUGCAAGGCCGGAGAGUGCACAUCAUCGAGGACCUGGAGGAUGUGGAUGUGCAGGAGGGCUCCUCGGCCACCUUCCGUUGCCGGAUCUCCCCGGCCAACUACGAGCCUGUGCACUGGUUCCUGGACAAGACACCCCUGCAUGCCAACGAGCUCAAUGAGAUCGAUGCCCAGCCCGGGGGCUACCACGUGCUGACCCUGCGGCAGCUGGCGCUCAAGGACUCGGGCACCAUCUACUUUGAGGCGGGUGACCAGCGGGCCUCGGCCGCCCUGCGGGUCACUGAGAAGCCAAGCGUCUUCUCCCGGGAGCUCACAGAUGCCACCAUCACAGAGGGUGAGGACUUGACCCUGGUGUGCGAGACCAGCACCUGCGACAUUCCUGUGUGCUGGACCAAGGAUGGGAAGACCCUGCGGGGGUCUGCCCGGUGCCAGCUGAGCCACGAGGGCCACCAGGCCCAGCUGCUCAUCACUGGGGCCACCCUGCAGGACAGCGGACGCUACAAGUGUGAGGCUGGGGGUGCCUGCAGCAGCUCCAUUGUCAGGGUGCAUGCGCGGCCAGUGCGGUUCCAGGAGGCCCUGAAGGACCUGGAGGUGCUGGAGGGUGGUGCUGCCACACUGCGCUGUGUGCUGUCAUCUGUGGCUGCGCCCGUGAAGUGGUGCUAUGGAAACAACGUCCUGAGGCCAGGUGACAAAUACAGCCUACGCCAGGAGGGUGCCGUGCUGGAGCUGGUGGUCCGGAACCUCCGGCCGCAGGACAGCGGGCGGUACUCAUGCUCCUUCGGGGACCAGACUACUUCUGCCACCCUCACAGUGACUGCCCUGCCUGCCCAGUUCAUCAGGAAACUGAGAAACAAGGAGGCCACAGAAGGGGCCACGGCCACGCUGCGGUGUGAGCUGAGCAAGGCAGCCCCUGUGGAGUGGAGAAAGGGGUCUGAGACCCUCAGAGAUGGGGACAGAUACUGUCUGAGGCAGGACGGGGCCAUGUGUGAGCUGCAGAUCCGUGGCCUGGCCAUGGUGGAUGCCGCGGAGUACUCGUGUGUGUGUGGAGAGGAGAGGACCUCGGCCUCACUCACCAUCAGGGCCAUGCCUGCCCACUUCAUAGGAAGACUGAGACAUCAAGAGAGCACAGAAGGGGCCACAGCCACACUGCGGUGUGAGCUGAGCAAGGUGGCCCCCGUGGAGUGGAGGAAGGGGCGUGAGAACCUCAGAGAUGGGGACAGACACAGCCUGAGGCAGGACGGGGCUGUGUGCGAGCUGCAGAUCUGUGGCCUGGCUGUGGCAGAUGCUGGGGAGUACUCCUGUGUGUGUGGGGAGGAGAGGACCUCUGCCACUCUCACCGUGAAGGCCCUGCCAGCCAAGUUCACAGAGGGUCUGAGGAAUGAAGAGGCCGUGGAAGGGGCCACAGCCAUGUUGUGGUGUGAACUGAGCAAGGUGGCCCCUGUGGAGUGGAGGAAGGGGCCCGAGAACCUCAGAGAUGGGGACAGAUACAUCCUGAGGCAGGAGGGGACCAGGUGUGAGCUGCAGAUCUGUGGCCUGGCUAUGGCGGACGCCGGGGAGUACUUGUGUGUGUGCGGGCAGGAGAGGACCUCAGCCACGCUCACCAUCAGGGCUCUGCCUGCCAGGUUCAUAGAAGAUGUGAAAAACCAGGAGGCCAGAGAAGGGGCCACGGCUGUGCUGCAGUGUGAGCUGAACAGUGCAGCCCCUGUGGAGUGGAGGAAGGGGUCUGAGACCCUUAGAGAUGGGGACAGAUACAGCCUGAGGCAGGACGGGACCAAAUGUGAGCUGCAGAUUCGUGGCCUGGCCAUGGCAGACACUGGGGAGUACUCGUGCGUGUGCGGGCAGGAGAGGACCUCGGCUAUGCUCACCGUCAGGGCUCUACCCAUCAAGUUCACAGAGGGUCUGAGGAACGAAGAGACCACAGAAGGGGCAACGGCCGUGCUGUGGUGUGAGCUGAGCAAGAUGGCCCCCGUGGAGUGGUGGAAGGGGCAUGAGACCCUCAGAGAUGGAGACAGACACAGCCUGAGGCAGGACGGGGCCAGGUGUGAGCUGCAGAUCCGCGGCCUCGUGGCAGAGGACGCUGGGGAGUACCUGUGCAUGUGCGGGAAGGAGAGGACCUCAGCCAUGCUCACCGUCAGGGGUAAAGGCCACAUGCAGCCAAGCAGCGCCAUGCUCUCAUGUCCACGUGUUGACUUGACGCCAUCCGUCUCUGCCCAUGCCAUGCCUUCCAAGUUCAUAGAGGGUCUGAGGAAUGAAGAGGCCACAGAAGGGGACACGGCCACACUGCGGUGUGAGCUGAGCAAGGCGGCACCGGUGGAGUGGAGGAAGGGGCAUGAGACCCUCAGAGAUGGGGACAGACACAGCCUGAGGCAGGACGGGUCCAGGUGUGAGCUGCAGAUCCGUGGCCUGGCUGUGGUGGAUGCCGGGGAGUACUCGUGUGUGUGCGGGCAGGAGAGGACCUCAGCCACACUCACUGUCAGGGCCCCGCCUGCCAGAUUCAUAGAAGAUGUGAAAAACCAGGAGGCCAGAGAAGGGGCCACGGCCGUGCUGCAAUGUGAGCUGAGCAAGGCGGCCCCCGUGGAGUGGAGGAAGGGGUCUGAGACCCUCAGAGGUGGGGACAGAUACAGCCUGAGGCAGGAUGGGACCAGAUGUGAGCUGCAGAUUCGUGGCCUGUCCGUGGCAGACACUGGGGAAUACUCGUGUGUGUGCGGGCAGGAGAGGACCUCAGCCACACUCACUGUGAGGGCCCUGCCUGCCAGAUUCAUAGAAGAUGUGAAAAACCAGGAGGCCAGAGAAGGGGCCACGGUCAUGCUGCAAUGUGAGCUGAGCAAGGCAGCCCCCGUGGAGUGGAGGAAGGGGUCUGAGACCCUCAGAGGUGGGGACAGAUACAGCCUGAGGCAGGAUGGAACCAGAUGUGAGCUGCAGAUUCGUGGCCUGUCCGUGGCAGACACUGGGGAGUACUCGUGUGUGUGCGGGCAGGAGAGGACCUCGGCCACACUCAUCAUCAGGGCCCUGCCUGCACGAUUCACUCAAGAUCUGAAGACCAAGGAGGCCUCAGAAGGGGCCACAGCUACACUGCAGUGUGAGCUGAGCAAGGUAGCCCCUGUGGAAUGGAAGAAGGGUCCUGAGACCCUCAGAGAUGGGGGCAGAUACAGCCUGAAGCAGGAUGGGAUGAGGUGUGAGCUGCAGAUCCAUGACCUGUCUGUGGCAGAUGCUGGGGAAUACUCAUGCAUGUGUGGACAAGAGAGGACCUCGGCCACGCUCACCGUCAGGGCCCUGCCUGCCAGGUUCACAGAGGGUCUGAGGAAUGAAGAGGCCAUGGAAGGGGCCACAGCCACACUGCAAUGUGAGCUGAGCAAGGCAGCCCCUGUGGAGUGGAGGAAAGGCCUUGAGGCUCUCAGAGAUGGGGACAAAUACAGCCUGAGACAAGAUGGGGCUGUGUGUGAGCUGCAGAUUCAUGGCCUGGCUAUGGCAGAUAACGGGGUGUACUCAUGUGUGUGUGGGCAGGAGAGGACCUCAGCUACACUCACUGUCAGGGCCCUGCCUGCCAGAUUCAUAGAGGAUAUGAGAAACCAGAAGGCCACAGAAGGGGCUACAGUCACACUGCAAUGUAAGCUGAGAAAGGCGGCCCCCGUGGAGUGGAGAAAGGGGCCCAACACCCUCAAAGAUGGGGACAGGUACAGCCUGAAGCAGGAUGGGACCAGUUGUGAGCUGCAGAUUCGUGGCCUGGUCAUAGCAGAUGCUGGAGAAUACUCGUGCAUAUGUGAGCAGGAGAGGACCUCGGCCACGCUCACUGUCAGGGCCCUGCCGGCCAGAUUCAUAGAAGAUGUGAGAAAUCACGAGGCCACAGAAGGGGCCACCGCUGUGCUGCAGUGUAAGCUGAGCAAGGCGGCCCCCGUGGAGUGGCGGAAGGGGUCUGAGACCCUCAGAGAUGGGGACAGAUAUAGCCUGAGGCAGGACGGGACGAAGUGUGAGCUGCAGAUUCGUGGCCUGGCUGUGGAGGACACUGGAGAGUAUUUGUGUGUGUGCGGGCAGGAGAGAACCUCAGCUACACUCACUGUCAGGGCCCUGCUAGCCAGAUUCAUAGACAACAUGACAAACCAGGAGGCCAGAGAAGGGGCCACGGCCACACUGCACUGUGAACUGAGCAAGGUGGCCCCUGUGGAGUGGAGGAAGGGACCUGAAACCCUCCGAGAUGGGGACAGACACAGCCUGAGGCAGGAUGGGACCAGGUGUGAGCUGCAGAUUCGUGGCCUGUCUGUGGCAGAUGCUGGGGAGUACUCGUGCGUGUGUGGGCAGGAGAGGUCCUCAGCCACACUCACGAUCAGGGCCCUGCCUGCCAAGUUCACAAAGGGUCUGAGGAAUGAAGAGGCCACAGAAGGGGCCACGGCUAUGUUGCAGUGUGAGCUGAGCAAGGUGGCCCCUGUUGAGUGGAGGAAGGGACCUGAAACCCUCAGAGAUGGGGACAGAUACAACCUGAGGCAGGAUGGGACCAGAUGUGAGCUGCAGAUUCAUGGCCUGUCCGUGGCAGACACUGGGGAGUACUCAUGUGUAUGUGGUCAGGAGAAGACGUCGGCCACUCUCACUGUCAAGGCCCCACAGCCAGUGUUCCGGGAGCCGCUGCAGAGUCUGCAGGCGGAGGAGGGCUCCACGGCCACCCUGCAGUGUGAGCUGUCUGAGCCCACUGCUACAGUGGUCUGGAGCAAGGGUGGCCUGCAGCUGCAGGCCAAUGGGCGCCGGGAGCCACGGCUUCAGGGCUGCACCGCGGAGCUGGUGUUACGGGACCUACAACGUGAAGACACUGGCGAAUACACUUGCACCUGUGGCUCCCAGGCCACCAGUGCCACCCUCACUGUCACAGCUGCGCCUGUGCGGUUCCUCCGAGAGCUGCAGCCCCAGGAGGUGGAUGAGGGAGGCACCGCACACUUACGCUGCGAGCUGAGCCGGGUGGGUGCGAGCGUGGAGUGGCGCAAGGGCUCCCUACAGCUCUUCCCUUGUGCCAAGUACCAGAUGGUGCAGGAUGGUGCAGCUGCAGAGCUGCUGGUAUGCGGAGUGGAGCAGGAGGAUGCGGGUGACUACACGUGCGACACAGGCCACACGCAGAGCAUGGCCAGCCUCUCUGUCCGUGUCCCCAGGCCCAAGUUCAAGACCCGGCUUCAGAGUCUGGAGCAGGAGACAGGUGACAUAGCCCGGCUGUGCUGUCAGCUGAGUGAUGCAGAGUCGGGGGCCAUGGUGCAAUGGCUCAAGGAGGGCGUGGAGCUGCAUGCGGGCCCCAAGUACGAGAUGCGGAGCCAGGGGGCCACACGGGAGCUGCUGAUCCACCAACUGGAGGCCAAGGACACGGGCGAGUAUGCCUGUGUGACAGGCGGCCAGAAAACCGCUGCCUCCCUCAGGGUCACAGAGCCUGAGGUGACCAUUGUACGGGGGCUGGUUGAUUCGGAGGUGACGGCCGAUGAGGAUGUUGAAUUCAGCUGUGAGGUGUCCAGGGCUGGAGCCACAGGCAUGCAGUGGUGCCUACAGGGCCUGCCACUGCAAAGCAAUGAGGUGACAGAGGUGGCUGUGCGGGAUGGCCGCAUCCACACCCUGCGGCUGAAGGGCGUGACGCCCGAGGACGCUGGCACUGUCUCCUUCCAUUUGGGAAACCAUGCUUCCUCUGCCCAGCUCACCGUCAGAGGUAGCCACAGGCGGGCCCCACCAGUGACUGCAUGGGCUCCUGAGGUGACCAUCCUGGAGCCCCUGCAGGACGUGCAGCUCAGUGAGGGCCAGGAUGCCAGCUUCCAGUGCCGGCUAUCCAGAGCUUCAGGCCAGGAGGCCCGCUGGGCUUUAGGAGGGGUGCCCCUGCAGGCCAACGAGAUGAAUGACAUCACCGUGGAGCAGGGUACACUCCACCUGCUCACCCUGCACAAGGUGACCCUUGAGGAUGCUGGAACUGUCAGUUUCCACGUGGGCACGUGUAGCUCUGAGGCCCAGCUGAAAGUCACAGAUCCCGUGGUGGAGGUGGUCAGUGCCAUGCAGGACUUGGCCGUGGAGGAGGGUGGCUCGGCUGAGCUCCUCUGCCAGUAUUCACGGCCCGUGCAGGCCACGUGGAAGAUGGACGAGCGGGAGGUGCGCACGGAUGGGCACCGUGUCAUCAUAGAGCAGGACUGGAACGUGGCCAGGCUGACCUUCAGGCCGGCCUUGCCCUGUGACAGUGGCAUCUAUUCUUGUGAGGCUGCGGGCACCCGCGUAGUGGCCCUGCUGCAAGUGCAAGCCAAGAACACGGUGGUGCGGGGGCUGGAGAACGUGGAGGCGCUGGAGGGCGGCGAGGCGCUGUUCGAGUGCCAGCUGUCCCAGCCCGAGGUGGCCGCCCACACCUGGCUGCUGGACGACGAACCCGUGCGCACCUCGGAGAACGCCGAGGUGGUCUUCUUCGAGAACGGCCUGCGCCACCUGCUGCUGCUCAAAAACUUGCGGCCACAAGACAGCUGCCGGGUGACCUUCCUGGCUGGGGAUAUGGUGACGUCCGCAUUCCUCACGGUCCGAGGCUGGCGCCUGGAGAUCCUGGAGCCUCUGAAAAACGCGGCGGUCCGGGCCGGCGCAGAGGCCCGCUUCACCUGCACGCUCAGCGAGGCGGUGCCCGUGGGAGAGGCGUCCUGGUACAUCAAUGGCGCGGCAGUGCAGCCGGAUGACAGCGACUGGACUGUCACCGCCGACGGCAGUCACCACGCCCUACUGCUGCGCAGCGCCCAGCCCCACCACGCCGGGGAGGUCACCUUCGCUUGCCGCGACGCCGUGGCCUCUGCGCGGCUCACCGUGCUGGGCCUCCCUGAUCCCCCAGAGGAUGCUGAGGUGGUGGCUCGCAGCAGCCACACUGUGACACUGUCUUGGGCAGCUCCCAUGAGUGAUGGAGGUGGUGGUCUCUGUGGCUACCGUGUGGAGGUGAAGGAGGGGGCCACAGGCCAGUGGCGGCUGUGCCACGAGCUGGUGCCUGGACCCGAGUGUGUGGUGGAUGGCCUGGCCCCCGGGGAGACCUACCGCUUCCGUGUGGCAGCUGUGGGCCCUGUGGGUGCUGGGGAACCGGUUCACCUGCCCCAGACAGUGCGGCUUGCAGAGCCACCGAAGCCUGUGCCUCCCCAGCCCUCAGCCCCUGAGAGCCGGCAGGUGGCAGCUGGUGAGGAUGUCCGUCUGGAGCUUGAGGUGGUGGCUGAGGCUGGCGAGGUCAUCUGGCAUGAGGGAACGGAGCGCAUCCAGCCCGGUGGGCGGUUCGAGGUGGUCCCCCAGGGUCGGCAACAGAUGCUGGUGAUCAAGGGCUUCACGGCAGAAGACCAGGGCGAGUACCACUGUGGCCUGGCUCAGGGCUCCAUCUGCCCUACGGCUGCCACCUUCCAGGUGGCACUGAGCCCAGCCUCUGUGGAUGAGGCCCCUCCUCAGCCCAGCUUGCCCCCCGAGGCAGCCCAGGAGGGUGACCUGCACCUACUGUGGGAGGCCCUGGCUCGGAAACGUCGCAUGAGCCGUGAGCCCACGCUGGACUCCAUUAGCGAGCUGCCAGAGGAGGAUGGCCGCUCGCAGCGCCUGCCACAGGAGGCAGAGGAGGUGGCACCUGAUCUCUCUGAAGGCUACUCCACGGCCGAUGAGCUGGCCCGCACUGGAGAUGCUGACCUCUCACACACCAGCUCUGAUGAUGAGUCCCGGGCAGGCACCCCUUCCCUGGUCACCUACCUCAAGAAGGCUGGGAGGCCAGGCACCUCACCGCUGGCCAGCAAGGUUGGGGCCCCAGCAGCCCCCUCUGUGAAGCCACAGCAGCAGCAGGAGCCACUGGCUGCUGUGCGCCCACCACUGGGAGACCUGAGCACCAAAGACCUGGGUGAUCCCUCAAUGGACAAGGCAGCUGUGAAGAUCCAGGCUGCCUUUAAGGGCUACAAGGUCCGGAAGGAGAUGAAGCAGCAGGAAGGGCCCAUGUUCUCCCACACAUUUGGGGACACCGAGGCACAGGUGGGGGAUGCCCUGCGGCUGGAGUGUGUCGUGGCCAGCAAGGCAGAUGUGCGAGCCCGCUGGCUGAAGGAUGGUGUGGAGCUGACCGAUGGGCGGCACCAUCACAUCGACCAGCUUGGGGAUGGCACCUGCUCUCUGCUGAUCACUGGCCUGGGCCGUGCUGAUGCUGGCUGCUACACCUGUCAGGUGAGCAACAAGUUUGGCCAGGUGGCCCACAGUGCCUGUGUGGUGGUCAGUGGGUCAGAGAGUGAAGCUGAGAGCUCCUCUGGGGGUGAGCUGGACGAUGCCUUCCGCCGGGCUGCCCGGCGGCUGCACCGGCUCUUCCGCACCAAAAGUCCGGCUGAAGUUUCAGAUGAGGAGCUCUUCCUGAGUGCAGACGAGGGCCCUGCAGAGCCAGAGGAGCCCGCGGACUGGCAGACAUACCGCGAAGAUGAGCAUUUCAUCUGCAUCCGUUUUGAGGCGCUCACUGAGGCCCGCCAGGCGGUAACUCGCUUCCAGGAGAUGUUUGCCACACUGGGCAUUGGGGUGGAGAUCAAGCUGGUGGAACAGGGGCCUCGGAGGGUAGAGAUGCGCAUCAGCAAAGAGACCCCUGCCCCUGUGGUGCCUCCAGAGCCAUUGCCCAGCCUACUGACUUCUGACGCUGCCCCAGUGUUCCUGACUGAGUUGCAGAACCAAGAAGUGCAGGAUGGGUAUCCUGUGAGCUUUGACUGCGUGGUGACAGGUCAGCCCAUGCCCAGUGUGUGCUGGUUCAAGGAUGGGAAGUUGUUGGAGGAGGAUGAUCACUACAUGAUUAAUGAAGACCAACAGGGUAGCCAUCAGCUCAUCAUCACAGCCGUGGUGCCAGCAGACAUGGGUGUCUACCGCUGCCUGGCCGAGAACAGCAUGGGUGUCUCCUCCACCAAGGCUGAGCUCCGUGUGGACUUGACAAGCACAGACUAUGACACUGCAGCAGAUGCCACGGAGUCCUCAUCCUACUUCAGUGCCCAAGGCUACCUGUCCAGCCGGGAGCAGGAGGGAACAGAGUCCACCACUGACGAGGGCCAGCUGCCCCAGGUGGUGGAGGAGCUGAGAGACCUCCAGGUGGCCCCUGGCACACGCCUGGCCAAGUUCCAGCUCAAGGUGAAAGGCUACCCUGCUCCCAGAUUAUACUGGUUCAAAGAUGGCCAGCCCCUGACCGCAUCUGCCCACAUCCGCAUGACUGACAAGAAGAUCCUGCACACCCUGGAGAUCAUCUCCGUCACCCGGGAGGACUCUGGCCAGUAUGCAGCCUACAUCAGCAAUGCCAUGGGUGCUGCUUACUCAUCUGCCCGGCUGCUAGUUCGAGGCCCUGAUGAGCCAGAAGAGAAGCCUGCAUCAGAUGUGCAUGAGCAGCUGGUGCCGCCCCGAAUGCUGGAGAGGUUCACCCCCAAGAAAGUGAAGAAAGGCUCCAGCAUCACCUUCUCUGUGAAGGUAGAAGGACGCCCGGUGCCCACCGUGCACUGGCUCAGGGAGGAGGCUGAGAGAGGCGUGCUGUGGAUUGGCCCUGACACACCGGGCUACACCGUGGCCAGCUCUGCGCAGCAGCACAGCCUGGUCCUGCUGGACGUGGGCCGGCAGCACCAGGGCACCUACACAUGCAUUGCCAGCAACGCUGCCGGCCAGGCCCUCUGCUCCGCCAGCCUGCACGUCUCGGGCCUGCCUAAGGUGGAGGAGCAGGAGAAAGUGAAGGAAGCGCUGAUUUCCACUUUCCUGCAGGGGACCACACAAGCCAUCUCAGCACAGGGGUUGGAAACUGCGAGUUUUGCUGACCUUGGUGGGCAGAGGAAAGAAGAGCCUCUGGCUGCCAAGGAGGCCCUCGGCCACCUGUCCCUCGCUGAGGUGGGCACAGAGGAGUUCCUGCAGAAACUGACCUCCCAGAUCACUGAGAUGGUAUCGGCCAAGAUCACGCAGGCCAAGCUGCAGGUGCCUGGAGGUGACAGCGAUGAGGACUCCAAGACGCCAUCUGCAUCCCCCCGCCAUGGCCGAUCACGGCCAUCCUCCAGCAUCCAGGAGUCUUCCUCAGAGUCAGAGGAUGGCGAUGCCCGAGGCGAGAUCUUUGACAUCUACGUGGUCACUGCUGACUACCUGCCCCUAGGGGCUGAGCAGGAUGCCAUCGCGCUGCGGGAAGGCCAGUAUGUGGAGGUUCUGGAUGCAGCCCACCCACUGCGCUGGCUUGUCCGCACCAAGCCCACCAAGUCCAGCCCCUCACGGCAGGGCUGGGUGUCACCAGCCUACCUGGACAGGAGGCUCAAGCUGUCACCUGAGUGGGGGGCCGCCGAGGCCCCUGAGUUCCCUGGGGAGGCUGUGUCUGAAGACGAAUACAAGUCAAGGCUGAGCUCUGUGAUCCAGGAGCUGCUGAGUUCUGAGCAGGCCUUCGUGGAGGAGCUGCAGUUCCUGCAGAGCCACCACCUGCAGCACCUGGAGCGCUGCCCCCACGUGCCCGCAGCCGUGGCCGGCCAGAAGGCAGUCAUCUUCCGCAAUGUGCGGGACAUCGGCCGCUUCCACAGCAGCAGCUUCCUGCAGGAGCUGCAGCAGUGCGACACGGACGACGACGUGGCCAUGUGCUUCAUCAAGAACCAGGCGGCCUUUGAGCAGUACCUGGAGUUCCUGGUGGGGCGUGUGCAGGCUGAGUCGGUGGUCGUCAGCACGGCCAUCCAGGAGUUCUACAAGAAAUACGCGGAGGAGGCCCUGUUGGCAGGGGACCCCUCUCAGCCCCCGCCACCACCUCUGCAGCACUACCUGGAGCAGCCAGUGGAGCGGGUGCAGCGCUACCAGGCCUUGCUGAAGGAGCUGAUCCGCAACAAGGCGCGGAACAGACAGAACUGCGCGCUGCUGGAGCAGGCCUAUGCCGUGGUGUCUGCCCUGCCACAGCGCGCUGAGAACAAGCUGCACGUGUCCCUCAUGGAGAACUACCCAGGCACCCUGGAGGCCCUGGGCGAGCCCAUCCGCCAGGGCCACUUCAUCGUGUGGGAGGGUGCACCGGGGGCCCGCAUGCCCUGGAAGGGCCACAACCGUCAUGUGUUCCUCUUCCGCAACCACCUGGUAAUCUGCAAGCCCCGGCGAGACUCCCGCACCGAUACCUUCAGCUACGUGUUCCGGAACAUGAUGAAGCUGAGCAGCAUUGACCUGAACGACCAGGUGGAGGGGGAUGACCGCGCCUUCGAGGUGUGGCAGGAGCGGGAGGACUCGGUGCGCAAGUACCUGCUGCAGGCACGGACAGCCAUUAUCAAGAGCUCGUGGGUGAAGGAGAUCUGCGGCAUCCAGCAGCGUCUGGCCCUGCCUGUGUGGCGGCCCCCGGACUUUGAAGAGGAGCUGGCCGACUGCACAGCCGAGCUGGGCGAGACAGUCAAGCUGGCCUGCCGUGUGACGGGCACACCCAAGCCUGUCAUCAGCUGGUACAAAGAUGGGAAACCAGUGCAGGUGGACCCCCACCACAUCCUCAUUGAAGACCCUGAUGGCUCAUGUGCCCUCAUCCUGGACAGCCUGACCGGUGUGGACUCUGGCCAGUACAUGUGCUUCGCGGCCAGCGCCGCUGGCAACUGCAGUACCCUGGGCAAGAUCCUGGUGCAAGUCCCACCACGGUUCGUGAACAAGGUCCGGGCCUCACCCUUUGUGGAGGGAGAGGACGCCCAGUUCACCUGCACCAUCGAAGGCACCCCGUACCCACAGAUCAGGUGGUACAAGGACGGGGCCCUGCUGACCACUGGCAACAAGUUCCAGACACUGAGUGAGCCUCGCAGCGGCCUGCUAGUGCUGGUGAUCCGGGCGGCCGGCAAGGAGGACCUGGGGCUCUACGAGUGUGAGCUGGUGAACCGGCUGGGCUCCGCGCGGGCUAGUGCGGAGCUGCACAUUCAGAGCCCCACGCUGCAGUCCCGGGAGCAGUGUCACAGGGAGCAGCUCGUGGCUGCAGUGGAAGACACCACCCUGGAGCGAGCGAACCAGGAGAUCACAUCUGUCCUGAAGAGACUGCUGGGCCCCAAGGCGCCAGGCCCCUCCACAGGGGACCUCACUGGCCCCGGCCCCUGCCCCAGGGGGGCACCCGCACUCCAGGAAACCGGCUCCCAGUCCCCAGUCACCGGAACUUCAGAGGCACCUGCAGCCGUGCCCCCGAGGGUGCCACAGCCCCUCCUCCAUGAAGGCCCAGAGCAGGAGCCGGAGGCCAUUGCCAGAGCCCAGGAAUGGACUGUGCCCAUUCGGAUGGAGGGUGCAGCCUGGCCCGGGGCAGGCACAGGGGAGCUGCUCUGGGACAUCCACAGCCACAUGGUCACGGAGACCACACAGAGGACCUACACAUACCAGGCCAUCGACACGCACACCGCACGGCCCCCAUCCAUGCAGGUAACCAUCGAGGAUGUGCAGGCACAGACAGGCGGAACGGCCCAAUUCGAGGCUAUCAUUGAGGGCGACCCACAGCCCUCAGUGACCUGGUACAAGGACAGCGUCCAGCUGGUGGACAGCACUCGGCUUAGCCAGCAGCAAGAAGGCACCACAUACUCUCUGGUGCUGAGGCAUGUGGCCUCGAAGGAUGCCGGCGUUUACACCUGCCUGGCCCAAAACGCUGGUGGCCAGGUGCUCUGCAAGGCAGAGCUGCUGGUGCUUGGGGGGGACAAUGAGCCGGACUCAGAGAAGCAAAGCCACCGGAGGAAGCUGCACUCCUUCUAUGAGGUCAAGGAGGAGAUUGGAAGGGGCGUGUUUGGCUUCGUGAAAAGAGUGCAGCACAAAGGAAACAAGAUCUUGUGUGCUGCCAAGUUCAUCCCCCUACGGAGCAGAACUCGGGCCCAGGCGUACAGGGAGCGAGACAUCCUGGCCGCGCUGAGCCACCCGCUGCUCACGGGGCUGCUGGACCAGUUUGAGACCCGCAAGACCCUCAUCCUCAUCCUGGAGCUGUGCUCAUCCGAGGAGCUGCUGGACCGCCUGUUCAGGAAGGGCGUGGUGACGGAGGCCGAGGUCAAGGUCUACAUCCAGCAGCUGGUGGAGGGGCUGCACUACCUGCACAGCCAUGGCGUUCUCCACCUGGACAUAAAGCCCUCUAACAUCCUGAUGGUGCAUCCUGCCCGGGAAGACAUUAAAAUCUGCGACUUCGGCUUUGCCCAGAACAUCACCCCAGCAGAGCUGCAGUUCAGCCAGUACGGCUCCCCUGAGUUCGUCUCCCCCGAGAUCAUCCAGCAGAACCCUGUGAGCGAAGCCUCCGACAUUUGGGCCAUGGGUGUCAUCUCCUACCUCAGCCUGACCUGCUCAUCCCCAUUUGCCGGCGAGAGUGACCGUGCCACCCUCCUGAACGUCCUGGAGGGGCGCGUGUCAUGGAGCAGCCCCAUGGCUGCCCACCUCAGCGAAGACGCCAAAGACUUCAUCAAGGCUACGCUGCAGAGAGCCCCUCAGGCCCGGCCUAGUGCGGCCCAGUGCCUCUCCCACCCCUGGUUCCUGAAAUCCAUGCCUGCGGAGGAGGCCCACUUCAUCAACACCAAGCAGCUCAAGUUCCUCCUGGCCCGAAGUCGCUGGCAGCGUUCCCUGAUGAGCUACAAGUCCAUCCUGGUGAUGCGCUCCAUCCCUGAGCUGCUGCGGGGCCCACCCGACAGCCCCUCCCUCGGCGUGGCCCGGCACCUCUGCAGGGACACUGGUGGCUCCUCCAGUUCCUCCUCCUCCUCUGACAAUGAGCUCGCCCCAUUUGCCCGGGCUAAGUCACUGCCACCCUCCCCGGUGACACACUCACCACUGCUGCACCCCCGGGGCUUCCUGCGGCCCUCGGCCAGCCUGCCUGAGGAGGCUGAAGCCAGUGAGCGCUCCACCGAGGCCCCAGCUCCGCCUGCAUCUCCCGAGGGUGCCGGGCCACCGGCCGCCCAGGGCUGUGUGCCCCGGCACAGCGUCAUCCGCAGCCUGUUCUACCAGCAGGCGGGUGAGAGCCCUGAGCACGGGGCCCUGGCCCCGGGGAGCAGGCGGCACCCGGCCCGGCGGCAGCACCUGCUGAAGGGUGGGUACAUUGCGGGGGCGCUGCCAGGCCUGCGUGAGCCACUGGUGGAGCACCGUGUGCUGGAGGAGGAGGCCGCCAGGGAGGAGCAGGCCACCCUCCUGGCCAAAGCCCCCUCCUUCGAGACUGCCCUCCGGCUGCCUGCCUCUGGCACCCACUUGGCCCCUGGCCACAGCCACUCCCUGGAACAUGACUCUCUGAGCACCCCCCGCCCCUCCCCGGAGGCCUGCGGUGAGGCACAGAGACUGCCUUCAGCCCCCUCCGGGGGGCCCCCUAUCAGGGACAUGGGGCACCCUCAGGGCUCCAAGCAGCUUCCAUCCACUGGUGGCCACCCAGGCACUGCUCAGCCAGAGAGGCCAUCCCCGGACAGCCCUUGGGGGCAGCCAGCCCCUUUCUGCCACCCCAAGCAGGGUUCUGCCCCCCAGGAGGGCUGCAGCCCCCACCCAGCAGUUGCCCCAUGCCCUCCUGGCUCCUUCCCUCCAGGAUCUUGCAAAGAGGCCCCCUUAGUACCCUCAAGCCCCUUCUUGGGACAGCCCCAGGCACCCCCUGCCCCUGCCAAAGCAAGCCCCCCAUUGGACUCUAAGAUGGGGCCUGGAGACAUCUCUCUUCCCGGGAGGCCAAAACCCGGCCCCUGCAGUUCCCCAGGGUCAGCCUCCCAGGCGAGCUCUUCCCAAGUGAGCUCCCUCAGGGUGGGCUCCUCCCAGGUGGGCACAGAGCCUGGCCCCUCCCUGGACGCUGAGGGCUGGUCCCAGGAGGCUGAGGAUCUGUCCGACUCCACACCCACCUUGCAGCGGCCUCAGGAACAGGCCACCACGCGGAAGUUCUCCCUGGGUUGUCGCGGGGGCUACGCAGGCGUGGCUGGCUAUGGCACCUUUGCCUUUGGUGGAGAUGCAGGGGGCAUGCUGGGGCAGGGGCCCAUGUGGGCCAGGAUAGCCUGGGCUGUGUCCCAGUCAGAGGAGGAGGAGCAGGAGGAGGCCAGGGCUGAGAGCCCACUGCCCCAGGUCAGUGCAAGGCCUGUGCCUGAGGUCAGCAGGGCUCCCGCCAGGAGCUCUCCAGAGCCCACCCCAUGGGAGGACAUCGGGCAGGUCUCCCUGGUGCAGAUCCGGGACCUGUCAGGUGAUGAGGAGGCGGCCGACACAAUAUCCCUGGACAUUUCCGAGGUGGACCCCGCCUACCUCAACCUCUCAGACCUGUACGAUAUCAAGUACCUCCCAUUCGAGUUUAUGAUCUUCAGGAAAGUCCCGAAGUCUGCUCAGCCAGAGCCGCCCUCCCCCAUGGCUGAGGAGGAGCUGGCCGAGUUCCCGGAGUCCACGUGGCCCUGGCCAGGUGAACUGGGCCCGCACGCAGGCCUGGAGAUCACAGAGGAGCCAGAGGACGUGGACGCGCUGCUGGCGGAGGCUGCCGUGGGCAGGAAGCGCAAGUGGUCCUCGCCGUCACGCAGACUCUUCCACUUCCCUGGGAGGCACCUGCCACUGGACGAGCCUGCAGAGCUGGGGCUGCGUGAGAGAGUGAAGGCCUCCGUGGAGCACAUCUCCCGGAUCCUGAAGGGCAGGCCGGAAGGUCUGGAGAAGGAGGGGCCCCCCAGGAAGAAGCCAGGCCUUGCUUCCUUCCGGCUCUCAGGUCUGAAGAGCUGGGACCGAGCGCCGACAUUCCUAAGGGAGCUCUCAGAUGAGACUGUGGUCCUGGGCCAGUCAGUGACGCUGGCCUGCCAAGUGUCAGCCCAGCCAGCUGCCCAGGCCACCUGGAGCAAAGACGGAGCCCCCCUGGAGAGCAGCAGCCGUGUCCUCAUCUCUGCCACCCUCAAGAACUUCCAGCUUCUGACCAUCCUGGUGGUGGUGGCUGAGGACCUGGGUGUGUACACCUGCAGCGUGAGCAAUGCGCUGGGGACAGCGACCACCACGGGCGUCCUCCGGAAGGCAGAGCGCCCCUCAUCUUCGCCAUGCCCGGAUAUUGGGGAGGUGUAUGCAGAUGGGGUGCUGCUGGUCUGGAAGCCCGUGGAAUCCUACGGCCCUGUGACCUACAUUGUGCAGUGCAGCCUAGAAGGCGGCAGCUGGACCACACUGGCCUCCGACAUCUUUGACUGCUGCUACCUGACCAGCAAGCUCUCCCGGGGUGGCACCUACACCUUCCGCACGGCAUGUGUCAGCAAGGCAGGAAUGGGUCCCUACAGCAGCCCCUCGAAGCAAGUCCUCCUGGGAGGGCCGAGCCACCUGGCCUCUGAGGAGGAGAGCCAGGGGCAGUCAGCCCAACCCCUGCCCAGCACAAAGACCUUCGCAUUCCAGACACAGAUCCGGAGGGGCCGCUUCAGCGUGGUGCGGCAGUGCUGGGAGAAGGCCAGCGGGCGGGCGCUGGCCGCCAAGAUCAUCCCCUACCACCCCAAGGACAAGACAGCAGUGCUGCGCGAAUACGAGGCCCUCAAGGGCCUGCGCCACCCGCACCUGGCCCAGCUGCACGCAGCCUACCUCAGCCCCCGGCACCUGGUGCUCAUCUUGGAGCUGUGCUCUGGGCCCGAGCUGCUCCCCUGCCUGGCCGAGAGGGCCUCCUACUCAGAAUCCGAGGUGAAGGACUACCUGUGGCAGAUGCUGAGCGCCACCCAGUACCUGCACAACCAGCACAUCCUGCACCUGGACCUGAGGUCUGAGAACAUGAUCAUCACCGAAUACAACCUGCUCAAGGUUGUGGACCUGGGCAAUGCACAGAGCCUCAGCCAGGAGAAGGUGCUGCCCUCAGAGAAGUUCAAGGACUACCUAGAGACCAUGGCUCCAGAGCUCCUGGAGGGCCAGGGGGCUGUUCCACAGACAGACAUCUGGUCCAUCGGUGUGACAGCCUUCAUCAUGCUGAGCGCCGAGUACCCGGUGAGCAGCGAGGGUGCACGCGACCUGCAGAGAGGACUGCGCAAGGGGCUGGUCCGGCUGAGCCGCUGCUACGCCGGGCUGUCCGGGGGCGCCGUGGCCUUCCUGCGCAGCACUCUGUGCGCCCAGCCCUGGGGCCGGCCCUGCGCGUCCAGCUGCCUGCAGUGCCCGUGGCUAACAGAGGAGGGCCCGGCCUGUUCGCGGCCCGCGCCCGUGACCUUCCCUACAGCGCGGCUGCGCGUCUUCGUGCGCAAUCGCGAGAAGAGGCGCGCGCUGCUGUACAAGAGGCACAACCUGGCCCAGGUGCGCUGAGGGUCGCCCUGGCCGCACCCCUCGGUCUCCCCGCUGGGGGUCGCUGCAGACGCGCCAAUAAAAACGCACAGCCGGGCGAGAAGUC
Messenger RNA from Gorilla gorilla gorilla (western lowland gorilla), 27523 nucleotides. It is a transcript of the gene OBSCN, whose product is annotated as obscurin, cytoskeletal calmodulin and titin-interacting RhoGEF. Lineage: Eukaryota; Metazoa; Chordata; Mammalia; Primates; Hominidae. Gene Ontology annotation, biological process: protein phosphorylation. Gene Ontology annotation, molecular function: guanyl-nucleotide exchange factor activity; protein binding; ATP binding. The coding region runs from base 211 to 27438 and encodes 9075 amino acids. The transcript has 116 exons. The record is from RefSeq and is a predicted model, not a curated record.